Messenger RNA from Aspergillus puulaauensis, 2880 nucleotides. RefSeq lists its product as uncharacterized. Lineage: Eukaryota; Fungi; Ascomycota; Eurotiomycetes; Eurotiales; Aspergillaceae. The coding region runs from base 1 to 2880 and encodes 959 amino acids. The transcript has a single exon. The record is from RefSeq and is a predicted model, not a curated record.
AUGGAAGAUAUCCGACCCACCGCGAAAUGGGCAAAUCGCAUGUUGCGCCCUUUAACGUCUAUCUACCAUCGAUUAGAAAAGCAUAAUGAGAUUGUUACAAGUGUACUGGUUUCCAAGGCGCGGGAGAAGGAGAAGGCCAGCGCUGCCCCGGAUGCCGAACAACGGACGCGUCCCUCUAGAAAGGCGGGCGUCACCGCCGGCGCGACAUCAACGACGACGACAAAGCGAGGAUGCAGCUACUCGGACGACGAGGAACCGAACGAUCCGGCCUGGGUCCCUGGGAAACCGAUGGAUAAACGGAGGAUACGGCAUAAUUACUCGACCCGGGGGCGGGGGGCUAAUGGGGCAGGGCCGCGCAGACGCAGCCGAUUGUUGAUUCGGAGUCCGGAGGCGCCGAAAACACUUCCUGGAGCUAUUGAAAUCGCGACGCCCUUGAUUACGGGCAAGAUUCGCGGUGCGUUGGCGGAGUCUUCGCCGUCGCUGAGGAUGCAGCUUUUUCAGGGCUAUUUAGCGGACGGAGUGCAUAACGGCCCAGGGGAACCUGCGGAGAAUCGAAAACCAGCCCGAACGAAGAAUAGCAGUUUUAGGCCGUAUCACGGGUCCUGGAAGGAGGUUUUGGAUCAAUCUGGGGAUCCGGGGCUUGCGGAUAUUGCCCAUUUAUUGGAUCGCAUCUUUUUGAAAUUUUUGGGAAAUACUCGACCUUCACCGCCAGAGGGUCAAGAGGAUGGUCCCCAGAAAGGAGCUCGAUCUUUGUUGUCAAUGACUGUGCGGCGCCUUCCAGAGUUCAUUGCCGAGGAGCAGCGGAUACAGGAUGAAUCGGAGGAGGACGGUGAUGUGGAUAUGUGCGACGCAUAUUUUACGGAACUGGAGGCCGCUUAUGCGUCAAGCGGUAACGGAUGGCUACCACUUCGCGAGGCUGUACGUGCCCAAGGAAUCUAUUUGAUCUCGGGUAUGAUACAGCAGCGGUGGAUAACCUCACAUGCGGCCUGUCGAUUGUUAGAUGAGUGUUUAUCGCAACAGGAAUUAGACGCUUUCGAGUCGCUACAGACAAAACUGCUGGCGAGCGUUGAUGAGUACCAUUACCCAUCGAGGCUCGAUCCUGCACAACCGUCUGGUCACUGCGACGAUCCUAUUCAAAUACUAGGGAAAUACUAUCUACAGCAUCCCGCACGGCACACAUAUGUGUUUGAGGAGCUGACUAGGCUCUUGACGCGGGGGGCUAUGCCGCCAGAAUGGAUGGUAACUAUGUGGUGGAAGAAGUCUGUGGAUAAGGCGAUAAAGCUGGUGUCAACGGAGGGUCGCGGGUACGCCGCAGCCAGGCGAUUGAUAGAGGCUGUGAUCCUCUCAUCCGCCGGUAUCUUUUCAAAGUACGAUUCAAAGGUGCUUCUGAAAGAAAACCUCAAUGAGGCACCACGUACAAUACGACCUCGAGGGACUCGGACAUCCACAUCCCUGAUGUCAUGGUUAUCAAACAAUCAGAGCUCGUGUCCCAUCCCGAUUCAAGACGCUCUCAGCAAUCUCGUCUCCAGCCUCCUAACAGCCCUUUGUGGAAUGUGCAUUGCACGAUCACAAGCGCCUGAUGUGGUUGAAAGCUCUGCGGUGUUGAAGACGCGAGACAUGGUCAACCAUCUAGCGUUUACCGUUCAGCGGGCUGUUGGAAACGGCGCUGUAGUUCGCGAAGUGGAGCAGCAGGUUUUCCAAUCUUUACGACGAGGAUAUGUGCUGCUGGCGGACUGCACGCUCCAGUGUGGCAGGAGCGUAACUCCCGAGAUCAUCUACCACUCUGAGUCAGUUUCAAGGCGAAACAUUGAAUCCUUCUUCCAGACGUUGGCAGCCCGAGAAGAUGUCGUAAGGGACUUGGCAAGGCUUGUGUCUCAGGUGUUUCACCAUUCAGGACACGCGCAGAAUCGAGCCCUUAUGCGCACCCCUCGAGAAAUCCGAGCCAGGGUCUCACAGCUCGCUCACUUGACCGGCGCCACGGGAGUUAUUUUCCUACUAGGCAAAGUUGCCGUCGAAGUCGCAAUGGCACUUGCGGAGGGAACCCUAGACCCCGAUGACCAUACCUGGGCCGUUGAAAUCCAAGAAACGGUCGCUUCUUCUCAACAGGGCGAUGGCUUUCAACAGUCGCCCUCAUCGAGCCAAGAACACUCGAGCUUAUACCGGUGGGAAGAUAGUAUAGGCGAAUGGGUGGCACGGACGCCAGCGGCAAAGCCACGGGUCGCCACGACCAAUAUCGCCACGAGACCGCAGGUGCGAAGAAGAGGACGGCCGCGGAUUAUUGCGUGCUCGACGAGUAGCUCUUCUGCAAGCUCGAUAUGCUCGGAAAAGAGCAUUUCAAGUGUUACAUCGUCAGCGCCAUCUGUCUCGAGGAAGAGGCCUUGUACGAGUCAAGAUUCGGACCCCCGGCCGUUCAAGAAGACUUAUAACACCCGAUCUGCGGAGCGUGGGGUGGGUAAAGAGAGCGAUUGGAGCAACAGUCCCGACGGUUCACCAUGUCAGUUUCCAUCUGGAGCAGGGCACGUUCCGGUAGCCGCCCGUACAAGAACGGCAGUCAAAGACGAGUUGCGACAGACGUCGGCGGGCCAGGAGGGUGCCACUCGCAGUCGCAGAACAGGAAACACUCCUGUGGGACCAAUCCCAGCAAUUGAAGUCGUCAUUGUCAACAAGAAUUCGCGGGAAUCGGAGUACGAAGCAACACCUAAAGAUCAUACCAAGCCAGUUAAACGGCCCGCCCAUCACCCCUCUAUCAUUCCAAGGGCGAGUAUCAAUUAUUCUGACAGGCGGCGGUCAGCUCCAGCUCCAAUUAUACGGAGAAGGACGGCGGCGACGAUCCCCUAUUCGCAGGAUGAUGACAGUGAUGAUGAGCUUAGCUUUCUCUAA